AUGAAUUCUGUCGAUUUACAUGUUUCCAAGUCGGAUGAAGUGACCAUGAAGAAUGAUAUUUUACCGGAAACGCAAAUUCAACCAUUAAAUCUUUUCGAGCUUCAAGACGAUUUUGAAAAGAUUCUUAUCGAAGACGAUGUUAAGUCCAACGACAAACAGAUAACUUCGGAAUUACGUCUUCGCUAUCAAUCACGGGAAAAGAAGCAAAGGAUUGACAGUCACGUACAGAUACUGCAAGAAGAUCAUGCUCGACAACAGCUUCGAUUUGAAUUAACUGAGCACAGUUCAGGAAUGUUGAAGACACCGCUUACGAGCGCGUUGAAGGCUAGCAAUAAUUAUCAACAAGGAAAUGAUUUGGAGUUAGCACUGCAGUUCAGAGGACGGGAACAAAUGUCAUCUAUAGCAGCUCUGCUCGAAGAGGCUCAAUGUCGAUACGAGGAUGCAGAGUUUUUUUCACAAAACGUUGCUUCUAAACUUAGCUCUCGACAGGCAUCUAUUAGAGAGCAUCCAGGCCAAAACUUGCUUUCAUCGACAUCACCGACUUUUUACACCGCCCCACACGACGAUUUAGUGCGCAUCGAAAGUUACAGACGUUAUAUUGAGCUGUUGUGCCAAGAACUCGAGCUGACCGCAGAACAGGCAGCUGAACGACAAAACCUAACGGUAUCGCAGUCGCGGAAAGAUGCACAGUUUGCCCAUCCGAAAAUACCUGAGAGCAUGGAAGAAGACUGUGAUCGCAAACUUACAGAUUGGCGGUACGGUAACGCUGUGUGUGCGCAGACUGAUAACCCUCAAGCACAAGCAGAACCAAAAACGGAAAUGCCCGCUUCUGAGCAAAGCGACAGUAAUUUGUCUACCAAAACCUUGGUCGAAGUACUUGUUCGUAUGCAGUUGGAGCAAGUUCGCACACGCCGGUUUGAAGCAUUGAAAAGGGCACUACUUAUUCGGCACGCAAAGCAAAAUCAAGCGGCAAAGGAAUUUCUUUGUCGCUGGAAACUGCACCUUUUUAGCGUUAGAAUGACUCGACUAGGUUCCGUGCAAUCCGUGCAUCGCAUUAUGUUACUCCAUACAUCACGCAAGAAACUGAGCUAUUUUUACAAGUGGCGAAAUCAAAUUCGACAGCUCAUAGUUCACACUUCUCAAAGGCAAGCUCUUGUAUGCUGUAACCGCAUGAUUGCCGCGGAAAGAAUACGCCGCAUUUUUGACCAGAUCACGGUGAAGCGAUUAGUCUUUAGUUUCCACCGAUGGUGUCGACAAACAUUCUUUCUUGCCAAAGGUAUUUUUGUUCAUUCUAGCAAUGAUGCAGGAGUAAACGAAGAAGAUCUUCAGUCUUUGCAUCGGGAAAUAAAGAAGCUACACGACCAACUUGCCUCCUCAAAAUCUGAGGCUUGGCGAUAUAAAAGGCAGUUAUUGAAGCAGUUUCUUUGA
Molecule: messenger RNA, 1428 nt
Organism: Plasmopara halstedii
Lineage: Eukaryota; Oomycota; Peronosporomycetes; Peronosporales; Peronosporaceae
Exons: 2
Coding region: 1-1428 (475 amino acids)
Source: RefSeq, a predicted model, not a curated record